UGCACAUAUAUGUGUGUGUGCGCGUCAUUUUAGAGCGUGAAUUUUCGAUUCGGUAAAAAACGUAAAAAAGCUAAUCAAUAAUAUCUAUGAAUGUUUUAAAAAAUUAAUGGACUGCAAAUAAGACUACUGAUAUACGAUAAAACUCUCUAACUGUAUGUAUUUAACUCCAAACAACGCUGAGCGACGUGCAAAAGAAAAAUUUGGUUUCUCUGUGCCAAAGAAUUUACCCACACGAGUAUACGCAUACAUAUACUUAAGAACUGAAAGCCGGCUCAGCGGGAGGUAAAUUUUGCGUACGCGUGAGAUGUGAGGAAAUGCCGCGCCGGCAGCAGCCAUAUCGAUGUCGACAACGUCAACGCCAACAGCAGCAGAAACAGCAACAGCAGAAGCAACAAUUAAAACAAAAAGUAUCGCGACCCCCAGCAUAAUUAAAUAAUUGCCAGCAGAUCGUCAAUCUGAUAAAUUAAGUUUAAAGUGAGCGCAGUGCGAAAAGCGUCCGAACAUUUAAUCAAUCAAAUAAUCAGGCUAAAGUUACACACCGAACGCAAACAAACAUAAUAAACAAAAGUUCUUAAAUCGAAAAUUGAAUAAAGCGUGCAGCAAAAAUGAAGCGACGCAAUGCGGAUUGUGGCAAAUUACGUCGCCCAAUGAAGCGCAACAAAAUCACAGAGGGCAUGUAUGGCAGCACAACUGUUUUAUACAUGAAAUUUCUCAUACUUUGGGCCAUUGUGAUGGUGGCCGAUUUUAUGUUCAUGUUCCGAUUUGAAUUCCUGUGGCCUUUCUGGCUGCUGCUCCGCUCCGUGCAUGAUUCCUUCAAGUACAAGGGACUGGCAUUUUCUGUGCUUUUUGUGUGCAUUGCAAUAACAUCGGAUCUGGUGUGUUUGUUCUUCAUACCCGUACAUUGGCUGCUUUUUGCAGCCAGCACAUACGUCUGGGUGCAGUACGUUUGGCAUACAGAUAAGGGCAUUUGUUUGCCGACUAUAAUACUCUGGAUGUUGUUUGUCUAUCUGGAGGUGGGCAUACGAUGGAAAGACAGUCGACAUAUGCCGCAUUUAGAUCUAUGCCGACCUUUUGCAGCGCAUUGCAUUGGCUAUCCGGUGGUAACGCUCGGGUUUGGCUUUAAAAGCUACGUAGGCUAUCGUAUGCGCCAGCGCAAGCAGCGCGAAGUGGCAAAAGAGAAUGAGUUCUAUAUGCAGCUACUGCAGCAGGCGCUGCCUGCCGAGGAGGCUACCGAAGAGGCACAGAUAGCAGGUGCCACAGUUGUGAGCGCUGCAGCCAACAGUGCAGUCGUUGUGCCCAAUGGCACCGGAGGGGCGCCGGCAGCGCUGACCACAUCGUCCACAUCCCAGGCGAAUGGUAUUUUGGCAUCUGCAGCACAAGCACAAAAUCAUCACGAUCAUCAUCAUGGCGGCGGCGCCGGCAGCAGUGGCAGCAAUAAUAAUCAUCAUCAUCAUCAUCACCAUAACAACAACAACAACAAUAACAACAACAGCAGCAGCAGUCAUCACACCAAGGAUAACAGUACCAGCGACAGCAGCACAAUGACUGCAGCAACGGCAUCAGCAAUAGCCGCUGCAGCAGCUUCCUCAUCAUCGCCAGCAUCUCCGUCAUCGUCCACUAACACAUCGGCCUCGGCAACAGCCAGGCAAUCAAAUGCAGCAACAUUAGCAGCAGCGACAACAACAGCAACCUCAAAUGGUCAUGCUGGCGGUGGCUCAAGGAAUCAUCGGCGUAGCAUGGACAAGGAAAAGCAUCGCAACAAAGGCGAUGCAGCCGACAAUGAGCACAACAAUAGCACGCGGCAUGGCGGAAAGAAUAGCAACAGCAACAGCUAUCAGCAAGUGGAUGGCAAUGCAACCACAUCAAGUAAUAAGGAGAAGUCAGACUGGGAUAGUAGCAAUAGCAACUAUCAACAACAACAACAACAACAACAGCAACAACAACAGCAGCAGCAACAGGGGGCAAAGGACAAACAGGGUGCAUUGAACAAAAAGAAAACGCUUUAUUCGAAGCAAAUUGAUAUCGCCCCCUUGCUUGCAGACAAAAAGACGCACAAUGCUGUCAGCAACGGCAACGUCCUGCAGUUCGAGACAGAUGAGGCAGCGGCCGCUGCGGAACCAGUGCCUCAAGUAGAGAAGGCGCCGAAAGCAGGCCGCCGCAAUCGCGGUAAGAAGGACAACUCAGCCAAAGACAAUCAUAGCCAGCAGCAGUCGCAGCAUAAAGAGACUGCAGCUGCUGCCGCACCUGCUGCAGUAACUAAUACCAGUAAUAACAACAAUAACAGCAGCAACAACAACAACAACAAUGACGCCAGCUCCGUAUCGUCGUCGGCCAGCUCAACAUCGAGCAAUGCAACCGCUGCCGCCAUAUCGCACAUGGCCAGCAAAGUGGUAUCCAAGAUAUGCGAAACGUGUCUCAAGCUGGAGGCCGACGUUAAGAAAUAUCGCGCCGAAAUAAGCCAUAUGAAGCAAAUCGAAAACGAACUGCGCCAAAAGCUUGACGUGAAUCUGACCAGCAAGUCCAGUUUGCAGGCCAAGCAAAAGGAGUGCGAUGAGCUUGAGAAGCGCAUACAGGAGCUCAACAAUGCACGCCAUGCCGAUAUGCUCAGUCUGCAGACUGUGGAGCGGCGUCUCAACGAGGAGCGCCGCCAGAAGCAAUCCCUUGACGCUCAGCUAGCUAACGAGAAAAAAGCACGCAAGGCCGCCGAGGAGAAGGCUGCACGUCCUGAGUGCAGCGUCCAAUGCAAGCAGCGUCGCCAGCAAAUGGACGAGGAGCUGAAGCGAGUGCGCAGCGAUCUCAAACAGACCGAGGAAGCUAAGCAGAUGGCCGUCGAUCACGGCCGGAAGUUCGAGCAAGAGUAUCGUAUGUUGGAAGUUAAGGUACAUAAUCGCGAGUCCACGCAGGCGGAUGCUGAAAUGCUAAUGAAUGCACUGGCUUCCAUGCAAGAAAAGAACUCCACGCUGGAAAAGAAUCUAUCCGCAGAGACGAGAGUUAAGCUGGACUUAUUCUCGGCUCUGGGCGCGGCCAAGCGCCAGCUAGAAAUAUCUGACAGUCAUCGUCGGUCCAAGGAGGAUGAGGUCAUUGAUCUCAAGGCCAAGAUAGCACAGCUGCUGGCUGUUAUGCCGGAUACACUGUGUCUGAACACGGGAGCACAUGGUCCCGGCGGAAGUAUGCUGCGCAUGAACGACACACCUCCGCUACAAUCGGGCGGACCUGGCCCGUCCUCACCCAUGCUCAGCCUAAGCGUUGCGCAAGAGUAUCAACAGCAUCAGCAGCACCAGCAACAUCAACAGCACCAGCAACAUCAACAGCAACAUCAACAGCAACAGCAUCAACACCAGCAACAGCAGCACCAACACCAACAGCAGCAGCACCAACACCAACAGCACCAACACCAGCAGCAGCAACAGGUUGUGCCCGUCUCUCAACAGCAGAUGGUGCCCGUAAGUGUGGCAGCCGCGCUACAUGUGGUUGCCGGUAAUGUGGUUAACGGCGGUGGAGGCGGCGGUCUAUCGACGCUGGAUCCCAACGCUAGUGUCUAUACGCCCAAGACAGGCAACAUGAUGGUGGUGCCGCCCGUUGGCAUGAAUCCCAAUGGUGCGGAUGCCUGACGCCAGCAGCACCAACAGCAAUCAUCUGCGUCAUCCUCGCAUCAGCUAAUGAGACGACAAGUUUGAGAUUAUUAUACUUUAUAUGAAAAGCAACAGAAAACAGCAACCGAUUGAUUUAGACUACAGUAGUCGAACAGAAGGCGAAUGGAUCAGUUUGCAUAUGAUAUAAUGAAUGUCCGUACUAAGCAUAAGCAGUUUCCUUUUACACCCCACAACUACAACAGUAUCACACAGUA
Molecule: messenger RNA, 3847 nt
Organism: Drosophila virilis
Lineage: Eukaryota; Metazoa; Arthropoda; Insecta; Diptera; Drosophilidae
Source: RefSeq, a predicted model, not a curated record